Homarus americanus (American lobster) is the source of this 1176-nucleotide messenger RNA. RefSeq lists its product as uncharacterized. The record is from RefSeq and is a predicted model, not a curated record. NCBI's taxonomy places the organism in Eukaryota, Metazoa, Arthropoda, Malacostraca, Decapoda, Nephropidae. The transcript is spliced from 6 exons. Bases 161 to 1099 code for a protein of 312 amino acids.
AUACGUUCACUGAAACCUCCCUUCCUGCUGUUCCUGUUGAGAGCUGUUCCUGUUGAGAGCUGUUCCUGUUGAGAGCCGUUCCUGUUGAGAGCUGUUCCUGUUGUGAGCUGUUAAAGUUGACAGCCGUUCCUGUUAAAAUAUUUUACGUCUUUUCGUCAAAAUGGUGCUAGCUAACAGAGGUCAACUCAGGUCAGAGUCUAACAAGCCUCAACUGACUAACUUGGUGACUGUGGCUGCGGCUGCGGUCCUGCGGUUAUUGACGGCUGCGGCAAGGCGAAGAACGUGGAAAAAAGACAAGAUGCAAUUGAUAAUUAUUGUACAGACACAUAUUCCGUCCCACCUCCGCCAGCGACUACAGGAACGAGUGUUGUACGACUGGCGACUGUACGACACGGUCUCCCUACGACUAUUAGAGCUGGUCUUCUCCUCUACGACCUCCUCACUACGACUACACCACGUCAGGGCCUUCUUCAGGGACGACUUGACGAGACUGUUGGUACGACUCUCUGGCCUUCAGGAGCUGAUGAUACAGGACCCGACUUGGUCACUUAGCACCCAUCAGCUGACACUGGUUGCUGACGCCCUCACCAAGAUGACCUGCCUGAGGGUGCUGACGCUACAGUACUGUACCCACAACAAGCUGCUGGCUGCCCUGGCUGACACCUGUACCAGCUUACAGGUACUUGACAUCCGUGGGUCUGGUAACGUAGAUGACUUUGGCGUGUGGAGUUUAUUGACUGUUCUUCACGCCCCCAACGCACUCAACACUCACCUCAACGCACUCAACGCACUCACACCUCACGCCUCCCACUCCAAGGUCAACCUCACCUUAGGCAGCUGCUGGGUGUCGGCCUUCAAGAGCUUGUCCUCGAAGAUGUCUGGUCUAGGAAGGUCAACCUCGAAGGUGAACGAGGAGAAUGACAUCACGAUGAGCAUUGAGGAGCGCCAGAGAGCGUGGAGCAUCUGCCGUUCAACGCUCCUCUACGUCGACCUACGCUCAACCGCGUCACCAGCGUGGGCGUGGCUAUGCUCACCCACGCCCUCCCCGCUCAUGCUCGCCUGGUACACGACGCCCACACCGCCCACACCACGCCCAUAGGUUCCUCAAUGCUCUCCACUCCUAGAGCGCCCAUCAGGUAGACCACGCCCACCAAGACACGCCCAUCUAGUACAACA